Messenger RNA from Pristis pectinata (smalltooth sawfish), 3909 nucleotides. RefSeq names its product centrosomal protein 126 (gene cep126). Lineage: Eukaryota; Metazoa; Chordata; Chondrichthyes; Rhinopristiformes; Pristidae. Gene Ontology annotation, cellular component: centrosome; midbody; ciliary base. The transcript is spliced from 12 exons. Gene Ontology annotation, biological process: non-motile cilium assembly; cytoplasmic microtubule organization; mitotic spindle organization. Bases 283 to 3909 code for a protein of 1208 amino acids. The record is from RefSeq and is a predicted model, not a curated record.
AGCCGCGUCUCUAGUUGUUAAGAUGGCGAGGCCGAGGUUGUCCCGGAGAAUGCUUCGGGUUUCAAAGCAUUUCCUGCAGAGUUUUAUCAUUGAUGGCAUGUGAGGAAGUGGAUUGCAAGUGCAAAUUUCCGUAGCACCCAAUCCGAAUCGAGCGUUGUCCAAAAUGGUGUUGGUAUCGCCGCGGUGUCCCGAGAGGUCCCCGGCCCGGAUGGAGGGCACUGCUCAGCCGACGACAGACUGAGGUGGAGGGAAAUUUCAGACCAGGCUGAGGCCAGCCUCAGGAUGCAGAUGCAAAGAACCGCUUCUUACUCAAAUAUAAACACACAGCUGGAGCCAGAAUGGAAUGAAGAACAGCAAAGAUUAUUAGAAGCACAAAAAACAAAUAGGGCCAAAGCUCGUAAAUUUACUUUGCAGACAAUCCGCAGGCAGAAAGCCCUUGAGGAGAAGCACAAAGAAGAUGAGGAAAAAGAACAAAGAUUUAGGGAGGAGGUGCUUCAAGAACGAAAACUGAAGCAACAAGAUGCAACUGAGAGAUUUCAACGAGCCCAUCUCCUGUCAUCACAGCGCAGGCAAAAUAUAAUUGGUCAUAGAAAACAGCCUACUCAAUUAGAUGAAGCUCUUGAACAGAUUCAUGGUUCAUUUUACGUGUCAACCUCUCCGUCAUGUGCUGUUUCAAAGCCCACAGUCAGCAAAGGGACCACUGAUUCAUCUCCAAAUCCACCAGCUCUUGGGGAGACUAGAAAAGUUUGCCACUAUAAGAGCCAACUUUCAGCAGCUAAGGCUUAUGCCAAGCUUAUGCAAGAGAAAAGUGGGGUAAAUUUGAAAAACAGCCGGUUACGCUUUCAGCAGGAGCUGGAGGAGACUCAGCGUCUCCUGGGAGAGCAACAACUGAAUAGUUUACAGGAAUUCCAAAAAGAAAUCAAUCAACUUAAUCAGACUCAAAGCUUAUCAAGUCUUGACAGCCUAGAAAUUGAGGGGCAAAAUGCUGAUCACACAUCAUCUUUAAAACAUUUUUUUGCCUCUGGUAAGAGAGAGUCUUAUCCUUUAAAAACGGGACACAUAAGUGCCUGGAUCAAUGACUUGGAUAAUAGCAGGACUCCCAUUUCUUCUCCUGGGAUCGCAGUAACAAAUGGAAUUGAAGCUUCAACUGCAGAGGAAUAUUUGAGUGACAAGCUACACACAUUUGCUUCCAAAAGUACUGAAUCUAAAUGUCUUGACUCAAACUCUGUUUCAUCUACUGAAAUACAUCAAAAUGCGUAUUCAACCAAAUGUUUUAAUAGCAAUCAACAUAAAGUGGCAGAUCGUAAUUCCCACUCAGUACAAAAGCAUCCAACAUCCACAGACUCUCCUGAAAGUUCUGUGGGCCAAUCUGCUCAUUCUGCAGUAAUUCCUUGCAAUGCCUGGUCGACGCCAGAUGCAACACCUAGAGAAACAACACAACCUUCAGGAGUGAAGGGAAGAGUAGAAAUAGAGCACCAAAGAGAACCUGCAUCAUUUCAUCCUUUAAAACUGCCUUUAGCAACACCUAUCUUUUUAACCUCAAAUCAGGAGUCACAAAUGGGCAGUGGCAGAGCAAAAACUGACAGUGUAAAUGACAGUCAAAAGAUCCAACAAGCACAUCAGCAGACAAGUGUGGGUGCAGCUAAUAGAUCUAUUUAUUCUCCUUUCACGUUGAACAAAAAUAUUGACAUUUCCAGCGAAAUUGAAGACAAGCAAACAUCACUCAACAAAUAUAACUUUAAUGUCAAAAUCAGACAUUCUGCAGCAGCCAGUCAGAAACCUGUUCAGUCAGAAGUGUCUCAAGCAGCAUUUAAUUCAUCUGAACCUGACUCUGGAACUAAAAUGACAGAAGGAAAAGAAAAUGAACCAGUAACACAUUCAUCAAUGAGUACCAGCAGAUUAAAAGCCAACAAGAAUUCUAUCCAAGAAAAAAAAAUCAAAAUUUUGAAGGGGAUACUUAAGAAAGUAUCAAAGUAUGGAAAUGUUAAGUCCAAAUCUCCAUUAUCUGCUUGUAAUGUGCUAGGUAUUCACAUGCCAUCCUCUAUUAGAGAUAGUGUGGAGCUUAAAAAAAUGAAAGACGUAGAAACUAAUAAAAAUCCAACAAAGAAAAAGCUGAGGUGGCUGGAUGAGAUUAACCAAACCAACCAAUUUAAGAAGGGGGAAGAUGAAGCUACUGGAGAAGAAUUUGGAAGUACAACAGACAUUAAAAGUUCAGGAUUAACAAGUCAGAUUCAAUUACAGUCAACUCAUUUUCAAAAUAUUGACCAUAUUGUUAAUGUUAAUUCAAAUGUGAACAAUAACAAAGAAUCAAAAUGGAACACACUAAAUGCUGAUCAAAAGACUGCUGUAAGUUAUGAUCUAUCUGGCCAUCAGCUGAAUGAAACCUGCGGAGACAUCACAAUGGCAGCACCUGUAACUUCAGAAACUGUUUCUGCGACCCAUGGAGUAACUUCAGCUGCGUCAUCUGAUUACCGUUUUACUAAACGGUCCUGGACAGCCACAGGAACUCGAUGCUUAGGUCACAAAAUGAAUGCAAAAAACAAUAUUGCUGAACCUGAAAAAUCCUUGGGAGAAAAAAAGCAUGCCAAAAUGGUUAAAAGAGCCCAUUCAGCUAAAGUUUCUUCUGGCAGGAAAGGUACCAUAAUCAGACCACUGUCUGCCAGGGAAGUAAUAAAAUCUCAGGGUAAAGUCAUGGUACCUCAUCCACCACCGAAACCAGCAACUGAUAGCAAGCAGUCGCAAAGGACAGCUGUCAAUUAUAAUAGCAGUUGUCAACCACAGAUGCAUCCUGCUCAUAUUAUUGAUGCAUGUUCGAACACGUCAGUGAAAAUCAUGCCAUUAGAUAAAGACACCACUGAGAGUGCGAUAAUCUCAGACCUUCAGCCUCAGGUAUAUUCUUCAAGCAAUAGGUCUGUUAGUAUCACAACAUUCCCUUCUUCCUAUUCAGUCCGCUCAUAUGAAGUUGUUAGUAAAGAAACCUCUUCAGUAAAUGCUACACAACAAGGAAAUGUGGAUAAUGGCACCAAACAAGACUCUCUUAAUGGAGAGAACGCCUUACAUUUGGAUUCCACAGCAACUUAUGAACAAAUUGCAUUGCUUUGGCACGGAGUGCGUGAUGCCUUGGCACAAAAGGAUAUAACAACUGGUAACUCUCAAAACAGCUUCUUAUCUAGGAAUAAGGAGCAUACAACAAACCUGCAACCUCACCGACCUAAUGUCUCCCAUUUGACCAUUGAUGGAGGCAGCCUGUUGAAUGGCACACAAUCGGUUUCCAGAGUAGGACAAUUAUUUUCUGCUCCUUCUGGCGCUAGAAGAAAGCACCCCAUGGAUACAUACAGUAAUAGUGCAAAAUAUAGAGCUCUUCUUGAGCAGAGAAGAAUAAUUAGCAGUUCAUCUGCAAGUAAAUCUGAUCAAAUAAGACAGAACAUUCAGAUUCAGCCAUUUCAAAGUGCCUUUGAUCCUGUUCAAACAGUAAAUGCUGCUCAAAACACCAAAGAAGCAGUUUCAGAAAGCACUGAACAGUUUAUGCUAGCAGAAAACCUCGUAGAAACAUCCGCUAUGGAUACUGACAUCCUGGCUGCUAUGGAAGCAGUAAAAACACGGCAACAUGUCUUUCUUCAAAACAAAGUACAAAGAUUAGGCCUCAGUGCAUUGUCCUUUGAAGAACAGAAACUUCUUCAGUCAUUAGAUCGUCUCAAUCAAAGAUUGAAGAGUAUCCAGGAAACUAUUGAAGCAAGCCCACGUAAUGGUCUUUUGCAGAUUCCAUCUCCUUUUGUCAUACCAUAUGGUGUUUCUGGCUCAGGGUCUAGACCAGCACAAGCUAUUUGUGGAACACAAAAACAUCCCAAUGUUACUGCUGAUAAUUAUGCACGGAUUCAGAGGAAAUACUUAAGAAACAAGCCAAGCUGA